UCUUUUUUACAGUUUUGCAUUUUCAAGUUACUUUUGUAAUUCAUAUCCAGGAAGCAAAAUAUUUGUAUGCUUAUAACUGGUAUAAAAACCAAUCCGUAUGUGUGUCAUAGGUUGGAACAUGGUUAGGAUUUCGCUUAUUUUUCGCGUUUUGGGUAUUGUUUCAAUUCUAACUAUCAUUUAUAUGUCUGGGACUUUGCUUAAAUUGGAAUCCCCAUUGCAUGAUAAACAACCUAAUAGAAGAGGUAUUACCACAAAAGUGAAGAAUCGAAUCAACGAUGACAUAGACCAUUUCGUCCUGUCUAAAACAACAAGUUUACGAAUAACAACGGCCCAAACAACAACAAAGACACUUUCCUUGGCAGAAACUACAACAAUGAGAACUAACAAGAUUCUUUCAGUAAACCAGCAGUUUAACAAAGAACACACACAUAUCUCUUCGAAGAAUGAAAGUACUUCACUUGAAGAAAGUCGGCCAACCGAAACAGAAACCGCUGGAACUAAGCUUUCGAACAAACGCCUUCAGGAAUGUUCCGUGUCGAAAAUUGAUCAUAAAAAAAGCUCAAGCAAAGAUCAAAUUAGACCGCAACAAAUUUCUUCUCCCAAUUCUUACGUUUGGCCCGAAUAACCAGUUGCUUGGCCUCAGAGAAUCAAUGCUGGUUGCAAUUAAAUUAAACAGAUCUUUGGUCAUCCCACAAUUUUACCCACAAUUCAACGACCCGGGACGUCAUGGACUCCAAGUAGUUUCGCCAAAAAAUCGAAUAAACGUCGAACAUCUGGCUGAGUUCAUGACAACCGUAACUUUGGAAGAAUUUCAGCAAGAAUGUAACCACACUAUAGACGCCAUUUUUCAAACAAGACCUAUAAAUUGCAACGAGUUGCACAAAGUAGAACGUGACAACGACAUAAUGAUAUUUAGUGAUCAAAACAGAGAAGAAUACAUCAAAAGCGGAAGUACCCUCCAAUGCCCACCAAGUAAUAUCCCAAGUUACCCGAAAAAUGUCAGAUCCAAAAUCGUAUUGGAUAUUAGGAAACUAAAUGAUAUUUAUAAUUCCACUGCAAGAUGCCCAAUACUUCUUCACCCUUACAUCGCAUUAAGUGUCGACUUCCACGAAGGUGUGAUUUCAAACGAACUUUUCAAUUCCUCUCACGUCGAUAAGCUUUUAUCUUUCGGUGCUCUGAAAACAGAGUCGGAUGACGUCAUUUUUGCAGCCAUCGAACGCGCAACGACACGGCCUCAAUACGUUGCCAAUAUAGCGAAGAAUUUCGUUGACACUUCGACAAACAAUCUCCCAUUCAUUGCUAUACAUUGGAGGUAUGACGAAGAGAUAAUAGCAGCCAUGUGCAGAUUAAACCCAAAAGACAAAAUAUGCAACAAAGUUUUCGUUCCCGAACAAGUGGCGCGUGCGAUUGCGCAAGUGCAACAAAAAAUGAUUCCAAAAGGAAAUACAAAACUCCGUGUUCCCAUUUACAUUGCAGCACCGCCGACUUUGGGUACUUUCAUUCGCGAAGUAAAGGGAAAUUUAACCGAACUUUACACGCACUUAUACAGUACUUCGAACAACACAAAAGAAAACUUUGUAUGGACACUCGAUGACUUGGAGAAAUUCAUAGACGAACGGUACCCGGCAGAACUAUGUCCAGAUAUUCGACCAACGCCGAAUGAACUAAUUUCUCUUGUCGAAAUGGAAGUUUGCGCUAUGAGCGACGCGUUUUUAUGGUCUCAUUUUUCAAGCUGGUCAAGGGUUAUAGCACAUUUUAGGCCCACAAAAGUAUAUCCUCACGAUACUUGUGUUUUUGACUUGGUUGCCGCAGCCGCCGCAGCUUAAAAUAACACGGGAGUGCGAAACUGUAUUGGAGAUUUGUCCAGGUGGAACUAAAAUUACGGGGGUUGCAGAAAGCCGUGCGUGAUGCAGUUUGUAAGAUGUGGAACCCUUAUUACACUAUCUUUCAAUAGCAAAUCAUUUAUCUAGAGAAAUCAAAAGAGUAUAAUGGGUUAGGGAAAAACGGGACACCUUUAGCACAUAAUAUCUAAAUACCCUGGCCAUGCUUUAAACAAUUAACAACGGUCUAUUGAAGUCAUUACAAUACGGUUUUAUGAUUUUUUGAAUGUUCUUGUUUUACCACCGAGUUGGACGGGAUAAUAGAAUGAAACGGUGUCUCACCUUCCCCCACCAUACUAUAUUAAUAAAAAGAUUUUGCCUUAUUAUAAUAUACCCUUUUGUAAUAUUCAAAAACUAAGUCAUAUUAAAAAUAUAAAACUUCAGUUUUCCUAACUGUGUUACUAAAAUUGUUGAAAAUUAAAU
Messenger RNA from Ciona intestinalis (vase tunicate), 2303 nucleotides. Lineage: Eukaryota; Metazoa; Chordata; Ascidiacea; Phlebobranchia; Cionidae. The record is from RefSeq and is a predicted model, not a curated record.